Neocloeon triangulifer is the source of this 2458-nucleotide messenger RNA. RefSeq names its product serine/arginine repetitive matrix protein 1 (gene olf186-M). The transcript has 13 exons. Bases 270 to 2174 code for a protein of 634 amino acids. Gene Ontology annotation, molecular function: signaling receptor binding. The record is from RefSeq and is a predicted model, not a curated record. Lineage: Eukaryota; Metazoa; Arthropoda; Insecta; Ephemeroptera; Baetidae.
GUUCGCCUUGGACGGGUCGGAUGGAAAGUUGCAGUCGUCGGUGUGUCGGGCGAAUUGCAGAGAAACGAGGACCAGUUUGAGGAAGGAAACUCGAAGCAGCCGUCGGGCCGACGAGGAUCGUCGACGGUAUCGAGCCGCGAGACGUCAAGAGCAGCCCAGCCAAACUCCAGAAGCGCCUGCAGGGCCUCCUGAGGUCCAUCGAGGCGCCCUUCCGCAGGUACCUGGCGGCUCAGUUCGCCAGCACCGACCAUGACCUUUCCGCCGGACACAUGAAAGCGCCAGAAACCUCCAACGAGGAGCAGGGCCCAGCUGCGGCGGCAAAGGGCCCUGAGGAUCCUCCUCCCGCGCGUCGGAUCGCGCUCACCGCCUCCGAAGACCUGCCGCCGCGAAAGUCUCCAGUGACUGUCCAAGAAUGGAUCGACUCGCUGCCGCACCCUGGCGAGGUGCCCUCGUCGCCCGUCAUCCAGCGCAGACACGAGGAGGCCUCUGGCGAGCACGCGGACACUCUGGCCCUCGGCGCCGAAGCCGAGCUGAUUCUCAGGCAGACGCCGCCAUCCAUCGUUGUUCAGGGCCCGCAGCAAACGGAGGAAGAGUCAGGCUGUGAGGUGCAGUUGCGGCGCAGGGAGGCCUUCAAGAGUGGAGAACGCGUCGCCUCAUUUGCCUCUGACUCGGCCGCCUCGAAUGCGUCCAGCGCGGGCGUCGAGAGUUAUCUUGAGUCACGGAAGCCUGACCCCGAAACCAUCCUGUUCAACCUGGGCUUUGGCGGCUCCCAAGACUCUUCAAAUGAGCUGGGCCUCUCCAGAAUUCCACAACGCUUCCUGCAACCCUCACAGGUGAAGGGAAUCUCAAUCAAUCAAUUCUACAACAUCGAGCGCCAUCAGGCCGAGACAUACGAAACAGGCUUCCACGGCUACCGCGGUCUCACAGGUCCGUCACACACUCCAUCGCCGAUAGUUGCCAAAAUCAUGGAGAGACUGAGGCACCACGAGCGUUCCAACUCGGAGGGGUCGGUGGCCUCGGCCCCUGCAGCCCCGCAAACUGUGCCCUCGACUGACACGCAAGUGAUUGGCUCGGCAGAUACGGGACAUCGAUUCGCCAAGGCCGCGCAAAAAGUGCAAAACUCCAAGAGCGUCCUCACCAGAAUCCAAAGCUGGAAGUCCGACAGUCAAAAUUCUUCGACGGCAAGUGUGCUAAACGCGGACAACCGUAAAUUCUUGGAGAAGCAGGCACUGUCCAAGAGUCCGGACGUGCCUAGGCGCAUCAUCAUGGGCCGCCGCUCUUACACCUUCAGCGGCGACGACCUGAUUGAGUGCAACGAAAAAGCCCUGCCUGCGCCGCCUCCAGACAAACCACCAGCCCGCUUCCCACCGCCUCUUGUGCACAAAGACUCAAUGCUGUCCUCGACCACCAGCUACUCGGACGACUCUGAUGAGUCUGACGAGGAUUUUCGUCGCCGCUCCUUUCUGAAACGCUCCCGCCCACUCACGCCGCCGCCUGAGCUGCCGCCUCCGCCCGUUCCAGUUGCCGCCUCCACUCCAGCAAAGCCACCUGCCAGGAUGGUUUCGUCAUCCAGUUUCAGUUCCUGGGAAUCAGACUCUUGGGUGCCGUCGCCACCCGCGGGUCAGAAGCCAGCCUUCAGCACCUUCUCGUCCAUCGAAGAAACGUCCGAGCAGGAGCAGCAGGCCCGUUCCGAGUCUGAGCCUCCUGACUUACUUCGGACAAAGCCUGUGGGGGCUGAGGCGGCCGCUGCAGCUCUGGCCGCCCGUCGUGGAAGUCUCAAGCGGCAGAACAGGGUGAGCGAAGAUGAGGAGCCGUCGACGUCCUCGUCAGGGGCGCCUAGAGCUGCAGAAGGUAUUCUUUCCCGCACCGGCAGUGCCCAGUCGGACAGCAGUGGCUUCCAGGAGGAUUCGGCCAACACUGCGAGUCACUCUGUCUCACCUGAAGAAACGGCUGAGGAACACAGAUCCUCUGGAUCAGCCUCACCCGUCAAUGCUGCGAGACUGAUGGAACUACAAGACCAAGCGUCGAGGUCUCUUGAAACAUUCCGAGCUCAGGUGCUGGCUGAGACCAACCCUGAGAAGCAAGCACUGAUACAAGUCAAAGUAGACCAAAUAUCCGGUGUCCUGCUACAGCUGCAGUCACUCUGUGAAAAUUUCCAGGAGCAGGAAGGAUAAAAGGAUUGUGAUUAAGAAAACUAUUCACUUGGGCGUCCUAGUGGGGGGCGCUCGACUGUGUAGAUUUCAUUCCGCGCGAUUUAAAGCACAAAACGCCAUAUUUUAUAUAUGCAAUUUGCAACCUCUGAGGGGACCACAUUUCAUUCUCGUUAAAGUUUUUGUUUUUAAUGUUUUCCAGUCAUAUUUGUUGAGAUACAGAUCUUUCUAACUAGAAAAAGGGCAAUAAUGAAGAAAGCGUUUUGGUUUUUUGUCACUUUUAGAAUAUGUACCAAAAAUGAAAUUGU